Sphenostylis stenocarpa is the source of this 786-nucleotide messenger RNA. The record is from the annotation of a GenBank genome assembly. Lineage: Eukaryota; Viridiplantae; Streptophyta; Magnoliopsida; Fabales; Fabaceae.
AUGGCCACCCCAAUCCACGCCGCUUCACCCACCAAGAAGCCCCAACCCAUCCCCUGGACCCACCAGGAAACUGUCCACCUCAUCCGCGCGUAUCAGGAGAAGUGGUACGCGCUCAAGCGCGGCCCCCUCCGCCACAACCAGUGGGAGGAGGUCGCCGUCGUCGUCGCCGCCCGCUGCGGCUAUGACCUCGCCCAUCCCGCCAAGUCCGCCCUACAGUGCCGCCACAAAAUGGAGAAGCUCCGCCAACGUCACCGUGCCGAGAAGAAGCACCUCGCCGCCACGCUCCGCCCUGCCGCCUGGCAGUAUAACGGCCUCAUGGACGACCUCGAACGCGGCCCCCUCCCCAUCUCCGCCCUCGCCCCUUUCCAAAACGACACCGAUUCAGAGCCCGAUGACGGAGACGCUUAUCAGAACGACAAUGAUGGCGAUGAAAGUUUUAUAAAGUCGAAGAGUAUUAACUGUAUUCUCGGCGAGAGGCCCGUAAGAAUGAGAAGCGGUGAAAAAGGGUUUUUGAGGGAGCGUGUUGAAGACGAAGACGAGGACGAUGAUGACGAUUGCGACGACGACGACGUUUUGGCGUUGCCGGCGGAGAUUAGGGCUUUCGCGGAGAGAUUUAUUGGAAUGGAGAGUUUGAAGAUGGAGAUGAUGCAGGAAACGGAGAGGUGUAGGUUGGAGAUGGAGAAGAAGCGGAUCCAGAUGAUUCUGGACUCGCAGCAGAGGAUCGUUGAUUCCAUUGGGAGGGCGUUUGGGUCUAACAAGAGGAUCAAAAUCACACAACAAAUCUGA